Molecule: messenger RNA, 745 nt
Organism: Artibeus jamaicensis (Jamaican fruit-eating bat)
Lineage: Eukaryota; Metazoa; Chordata; Mammalia; Chiroptera; Phyllostomidae
Gene: TTC36
Product: tetratricopeptide repeat domain 36
Exons: 3
Coding region: 119-682 (187 amino acids)
Biological process (GO): cilium assembly
Molecular function (GO): protein binding
Source: RefSeq, a predicted model, not a curated record
GGGGAUGGUUCUCAACCUCUCUCUAGAUCAAUUGGUUGUGAAGCUCGGUCACCACCCACCACUUUUUCCUCCCUCUCUCAUCCUGAGUCACCUUUUUGGAUUUUUGUAGUUGAGCAUUAUGGGGACUCUAAAUGAUCAGGCAGUAUUACAGGCCAUCUUCAACCCUGACACCCCGUUUGGAGACAUUGUUGGGUUGGACCUGGGAGGGGAAGCUGAGAAAGAAGUAGAAGAUGGAGUUUUCCCUCAAGCACAGCUGGAGCAGUCCAAGGCCUUGGAGCUGCAGGGAGUGAUAGCAGCUGAGUCUGGUGAUCUCAGCACAGCACUGGAGAGGUUUGGCCAAGCCAUCAACCUGCUGCCUGAGAGGGCAUCAGCCUACAACAAUCGAGCCCAGGCCCGGCGACUCCAGGGAGAUGUGACAGGAGCCCUGGAGGACCUGGAGCGCGCCCUGACGCUGAGCGGUGGGCACGGCCAAACUGCCCGCCAGAGCUUUGUGCAGCGCGGGCUACUGGCGCGUCUGCAGGACCGGAACCACGAUGCCCUCAGGGACUUCCAGCGAGCAGCGCGGCUGGGCAGCCCCUUCGCGCUGCGCCAGCUGGUAUUGCUCAACCCAUAUGCAGCGCUGUGCAAUCGCAUGCUGGCCGACAUGAUGGGGCAGCUGCGCAGCCCCCAUGAUGGACGCUGAGCCAGCCAACCGGCAAGGGAGGGGGAGGGCCCUGCACCAAUAAAAACUGCUGACUUGCACGAA